Mycotypha africana is the source of this 1622-nucleotide messenger RNA. RefSeq names its product chromatin remodelling complex Rsc7/Swp82 subunit-domain-containing protein. The transcript is spliced from 3 exons. The coding region runs from base 173 to 1582 and encodes 469 amino acids. NCBI's taxonomy places the organism in Eukaryota, Fungi, Mucoromycota, Mucoromycetes, Mucorales, Mycotyphaceae. The record is from RefSeq and is a predicted model, not a curated record.
UGUUCGCUCCUACCAAAUCUUAUUAACGAGCCUACAAAAAAUUUUCAGUCCUGUUUAUUGGUCAACUUUUUGUGACGCUCGAAAUUUGCCGCUGUCAUUGUCUUGUCUUAAAUUGAGUACUUCCAUUUCUGCUUAAUUGCAGGCUUUACCAGUGUGGAGAAAUAGUAGUGUCAUGCCAGGUUACGCGAAUAACUUUUCAAAACAACCUAAACGGAAAAGGUCAAGAAGUAGAAGUGGCGGUUUUGACAGUAAACAGGACGACCUGAAUUACGUGGAUGAAGAAAGUGACUUAUCUUCUGUUGAUGAACAUUUAAAUACAAAUGAUUUUGGUAGCCAUAAUGUGUCCUCACCGCGACAUUCGCUUGCAUCACAACAAAAUGAAACUGGUGCUCAUACCUCACACCCAAGGAAAAGGGGUAGACCAAAGGUGAACCACUCUUCCGCAAGCCCUGCUCAUGUCAAAGAAGAGUCAACUAGCAGCGAUAAGCCAAGCCAACAACAUGCUUAUGGGUCACCUUCAGCUUCAACAGCAACGACAACUGGAACAAACGGUUAUGAGAGUGAUAAAGAUGAGAUAGGUGAAACUAAAGUGGAUAAAUUUGGCCGACUACAAGGAGGACGUGAAUACAGAGUACCUACUUUUACUCUACCAACAAGGGAUGACACAUUGUUUAUGUUCUCUAAAGAUCCAGCAGCGCUAUUAGGGUUUCGUGAUAGUUUUGUGUUCUUGAAAAAGAAUGUAAAAUUACAAAAAGUGCACAUUGACAACAAUGAGAAGGGCCACCUUGUCGAUUCAAAUCUAUUAAGAUCAACUUUUCGCACAAGGGAAAUUUCGGUUGUUACUGCACGGUCGGUUUUUAAGCAAUUUGGACAUAGAAUUGUAAAGAGAGGACGAAAGGGAAGAGACGAUUAUUAUUACACUGAUGAAGUAGAUGAUGGUGAUGACAUUCCUUCAGAAGAUGAAUAUUACGCCAAUAACUUCUUUGAUAGUCAAAGUGGCAUCAAUAGACCUAUACCAGCCUCAUCUUUUAUACAACCAAAUCAUCAUUAUCAUCAUUCAAGCCAUCAUUACAAUUCGUCUAUAGCCUUAAGUGCUGGGGGACCCAAUAGCCUCAUUGGCAACAGUACUAAUCAUGAUUAUGGACGUAAUAAUUUAACUCACAAGUUAUCCUUAUAUGACACUCAAACAAAUGAGCUGAACUGGUUACAUAAUGCAGCUUUAUCAACCAGACAAUUUAAUACGUCAUUAUUCUCUUAUCGCAAAAAUAAUCCUACAACUUACGAUUUGUUAACGAAUGUUUAUCAGAUACCUGCAAAUAAGCAAACACUAAAGGAUACAACAGCUUUCAAUGGAAAAGAUGUUGAUCCUACUUCUAAAACGGUGACAAAUGACAUUGAUACAAACGAAGACACUAUUGAUAAUGCAAAUAUCCUUUCAUCCUCCGCAGAUCCGCAGCUACAACAGAAUCCAAGAAAUGCUACCUUUACAGCUAAUGCCACGACUAGUAACAAUGCCUCAAUGAAUAUGAAUCCUAUGACAGUUGCCCCUGAUAUGCGCACAGUGCCAAAUAUCCAACAGUAAAAGAAUAGUAUUUCCUUUCAUUUUUUUUUAUUCUAUCACA